GAAUUCCAUUAUCGACUCAGAUCCACACAGUGAGCUCCGUGUGAUGGUGUGUGUCCGCGAUGAAGAAAACGUACCGGCAAUCAUAAAUCUCCUGCCCAGGGCGAAAUCGUCCCAUCGCCAUGUCUGUCCUUACCCUGUCAGAGCUCAAAGGCAGGGCUGACGCCCUCUUGUUGUCGGGUGGGAAAGGGAAGGGAAAACUCAGGACAUCAUUCAGUCACUCUGAUCCCAUAUCCAAUGCCUUCAACGGGUUCAAGCAACGAAACCACGGCUACACGCUGGUGCAGAUCUUCAUGUCUGUCGCGCCGUACCCGAGUAUGCACGACGACAUUUGCACCGUCGCCCUUGAGAAGGGGGCUAAUAUUGUCAUUGUCUUCUUAAACAAACAGGUGUCGUACCAAGGAGCCACCGGCAUUAAUUUUCCUGCCAUCAGAAUAGUCAACCAAAAUGUGCUCCAGAAGGCCCCUUGCUCUAUAGGGGUCCUGAUUGACCGCGGAAAAGUUUCUGAAUACACGUCUAUUCACCUAGGAUACAACAUGUUUUGCAUCACGACCCUCUUCUUUGGAGGGGCAGAUGAUCGUGAGGCCCUGGCGUACAGCUCCAGGAUUGCUGACCACCCGGGGGUUGACUUCUCAUUGGUGUGGAUUCGGAACUUGAGGGACAAGAAACUAGAAGAGCCCGAAAAGUCAAAGGACCUUGAGAUGGUCGACAAAUUCCAAGCCAUGAAAGACCGAAUCGGGUUCAAGGAAGAGGUGGUGAUAGACACGGUGGACACAACGAGAGUGCUUCGCUCGCUGAGGGGUAAUUGUGACCUUUGCAUUGUUGGGAGAUACCACGUUUUUGGUGUUGGUGGUGCAGCAGCUGCCGCAAGGGAGGGUGUUUGAGAACGGCAACAUAACAUUGCAGCCUGUAGGAUGUAGCAGUGUUCAUAGUCAAAGUAGUUCAAUAUCCCAACCCAAUAGCUCUAAGGUG
Molecule: messenger RNA, 969 nt
Organism: Cuscuta campestris
Lineage: Eukaryota; Viridiplantae; Streptophyta; Magnoliopsida; Solanales; Convolvulaceae
Source: the annotation of a GenBank genome assembly